This is a messenger RNA of Acipenser ruthenus (sterlet), 2740 nucleotides long. Its product is annotated as prostaglandin reductase 2. Gene Ontology annotation, molecular function: 15-oxoprostaglandin 13-reductase [NAD(P)+] activity. The transcript has 9 exons. The record is from RefSeq and is a predicted model, not a curated record. Lineage: Eukaryota; Metazoa; Chordata; Actinopteri; Acipenseriformes; Acipenseridae. Gene Ontology annotation, biological process: prostaglandin metabolic process. The coding region runs from base 349 to 1395 and encodes 348 amino acids.
UCUAUGGGAUAGUCAACACUUGGCAUCUCUGUGCAUGUCACAUGGGAUUUAGCUUCUGUCUGGGGUAUACGAUGUCUAACCAACAUAUAAUGAUUAAAUAUUGACUUAUUUCUCGUAUAUGUCCUGUUUCUUUUUUUUAACGUGGUAUUCAAGUAACAAAAUAUAGCUGUUGUGCGUUGCCACACUUCUGUAUUAGAUCACAACUGCAAUACCUGUACAAACCACCCAGCUGACGCGCAUAUGACAUUGUGGAAUACUGGCCUUGGUACAGCUGAAGAGCGCCCUACAGCAGGCCUCUGACGGAGCUGGAAAAUCAGCACGCAGAAAACAUUUCCGCGUCUUGCGAAAAUGACACAGAUUCGAAAAGUGGUAUUGAAUUCCCGUCCAGGGAAAAAUGGGGAACCUGUUCCAGAAAAUUUCCGAGUUGAGGAGGCAUGCUUGCCAGCUGACCUUAACCCAGGACAUGUGCAGGUCAGAACGCUUUACCUCUCUGUGGAUCCCUACAUGCGCUGCCGAAUGAAUGAGGACACAGGAACUGACUACCUGUCACCAUGGCAACUGUCUGAAGUUGUGGAAGGAGGAGGUGUUGGGAUAGUGGAGGACAGCAGGCACGAUUCAUUCACAGAGGGAGACACCGUGGCCUCCUUUUCCUGGCCGUGGCAAACCCAGGCAGUUUUGGAGGGGAAACUACUACAGAAGCUGGACCCCCAAUUGGUAGAUGGGCGCCACUCCUAUUUUUUGGGUGCAGUGGGCAUGCCUGGGCUUACAGCACUACUGGGAGUAAGAGAGAAAGGUCACGUGACUCCAGGAGCCAAUCAGACCAUGGUUGUCAGCGGUGCUGCUGGAGCUUGUGGUUCCCUGGCCGGUCAGAUCGGCAGGUUGGAUGGCUGCUCCAAGGUGGUGGGAAUCUGUGGCUCUGAUGAGAAGUGUCAGGUCCUGGUGUCAGAGCUCGGGUUCAAUAGCGCUAUCAACUACAAACGGCAGGAUGUGGCUGCCAGGCUUAGGGAGAGCUGUCCAACAGGAGUGGAUGUUUACUUUGACAAUGUUGGUGGAUCGAUCAGCGACACUGUGAUAGCACAGAUGACUGAAGGUGGUCAUGUGAUCCUAUGCGGCCAGAUCUCUCAGUACAACAAGGACGUGCCCUACCCCCCUCCAUUGCCCGCCAGCACACAGGAAGUGCUUCACACCAAGCACAUCACCAGGGAGAGGUUUACAGUGCUGAAUUACACAGAGAAACAUGAAGCAGGGAUGCUACAGCUGAGCCAGUGGGUCAGAGAAGGGAAGCUGAAGGUCUUGGAGACUGUGGUGAAAGGGUUGGAUAACAUGGGUGUGGCUUUCCACUCCAUGAUGAAAGGGGGUAAUGUGGGGAAGCAGAUAGUGCAUGUGUCCGAGUAAUGCGGCAGCACCCCCUUGUGGUGAUGUGGAGACAGUUCAUCUGACCAAUGUGAUUAACGUGAUCCCUAGUAUGGUCCAGAUUUGUGAAUCUUUUCUGCAAAAUACUGAGCCCCAGUGCCUUUCAGGUGGACGGUAUUAUUAUCUGAAUAAUGCCAAUUUGUUUCCUAUACUCUGUCAUUGUCACUUCCAAUUUGCUGUAUCUGCCUGGUAGUCUCACUUCCUUUCACUCCCUAUCCCUUUUUGCAUUUAGCGUCAGUCUCAUCUAAUCAAGAUGCUUUUUAUUGUCUCUUCAUUUUCACUCCUACUCCCUCCACUCUCAACCUGACGUGGUGCAAUUUUUUAAAAUCUCAUUUUGAUGCACAGUAACAUGAAACAACUCUGACUACAGGUCUACAGACUAAGGUGUGUGCACUAUGCAUCAGCUGCAGAGUCACUUACAACUACGUCUCACCCGAAAGACGGAGCACAAGGAGGUUAAGUGACUUGCUCAGGGUCACACAAUGAGUCAGUGGCUGAGGUGGGAUUUGAACCGGGGACCUCCUGGUUAUAAGCCUGUUUCUUUAACCACUGGACCACACAGCCUCCUACUGUUCUCACACUAGUUAAUUCAUAAGAAUUAACAUAACAUUCUAACACACAAUUUAAGAAACAACCUGUACCAAGCUUUUAAAAUCCAUUUCUUACCUGUUAAUCACUGAUCCGUUGUAUUUCAUAGAUGCAGACAUUUAUUUCAAAGACAGUACCUGCUACUUCCUGGUAACUAUCACUUCAUUUGCUGUGGUUGAAGAUCAUUCCAGUGGUCUCACUGCAGUCAGACCAUGUGACCCAUUGCAAGGUAUCAGGAUGCAGCAGUUUAUCAAGUGUUGUAUAUUAGCAUUUUCUGAAUUAGUCCAAAUAAAUAAAUUAUGUGAUGAUCCAAAUCUGGGUUGGUUAGGUAGAUACAAUUUGCUCGUUGCUAUUUCUGAAACCAAUGCUUAUUUUAACAACACAUCAUUAUAUAUAUAAAAAAGGAGUAUUUUAUCAGUUUUGUUGAUGGCAAGUGUAAACCAUGAUGAGUUAACUGUCAAACUGAAUACAUUAUUAAAACCUGUGACUAAUAACCAACUCUACUGUGAAUGAUGCCGAUAGGCUUGUUGCCAAUUAUAUAUGUAAGCUACAGCCACACAAGCACUGUAUUACCAGCCUAUGACACAACAUUAAAUAAAAGAUUAUGGUGCUGCCACAUGUCCUUUGUAAUGGGUAUGGCAGUGACAGGUUUUUUUUUUUUUUACUGAAUUCAAGCCCAUGUAAUAUCGUGAUAGACCAAUGAGGAAACAUGUCUAAAACAAUAAACCAUUUGGUUGGG